Messenger RNA from Phymastichus coffea, 5523 nucleotides. RefSeq names its product AP-2 complex subunit alpha (gene AP-2alpha). The record is from RefSeq and is a predicted model, not a curated record. Gene Ontology annotation, biological process: intracellular protein transport; clathrin-dependent endocytosis. Gene Ontology annotation, molecular function: clathrin-cargo adaptor activity. Gene Ontology annotation, cellular component: AP-2 adaptor complex; membrane coat. Bases 539 to 3355 code for a protein of 938 amino acids. NCBI's taxonomy places the organism in Eukaryota, Metazoa, Arthropoda, Insecta, Hymenoptera, Eulophidae. The transcript has 14 exons.
GUCAGUUUCGCGCAAAAAAAGAGCCACGAUAUCAUGUUGAAAAUUGUCAAUACGCCUCCGUAACGAAAUCUAUGCGGUACACCAACAUAAUCUUGGACUAGCUUUCAUCUUCUCUCUCAACAAUUCAUCGGAAAAUCAAUUAUUGAACGCAUCAGCUAUAUACGCAUCUUAUCAAUCGAGCGACUGGCCCUGAAUUCAACCAACACACCGACACAUCCUGCCGCUAGAUAUUGUAGUAUUGGUGUGAGUAAGAGAGAGAAAGAACAAGCCUGUGUGCGCGCUCGUCCGGCGGUUGUGCAAAUGGCGACAGGCACAGAGAGUCCCUCGACCGAGCGGUAAUAUCGCGCGAGUGUGGAAGGCAAGAGUUCCACAAGUGUGUGAGGAAGAGAGCACGUCCAUAAGUCAAACAACAAGAAGAACCAGGUGUUUACACCCAAGGAUUCCAUAGCCGAUUAUUCCAUCAGGAGUGCCUGGGACCAUCAUCCUCUUUCUCUCCUCCCACUUGCCUGCGUGUAAUUUUCCACCUUAAUCAAUAAAAAUGCCAGCUGUUCGAGGAGAGGGCAUGCGAGGCUUAGCUGUUUUCAUUUCAGAUAUCAGAAAUUGUAAAAGUAAAGAAGCAGAAAUCAAGAGGGUAAAUAAAGAAUUAGCAAAUAUUCGAAGUAAAUUUAAAGGAGAUAAAACCCUUGAUGGGUAUCAAAAGAAGAAGUAUGUCUGCAAGCUGCUCUUUAUUUUCUUGCUUGGCCAUGACAUUGAUUUCGGCCACAUGGAGGCAGUCAACUUACUCUCAUCAAACAAGUAUUCAGAGAAACAAAUUGGUUAUCUUUUCAUAUCAGUCUUAGUUAACACCAAUAGUGAUUUAAUUAAAUUAAUCAUCCAAAGUAUAAAGAAUGAUCUUGGUUCACGAAAUCCAGUUCACGUCAAUCUAGCCUUACAGUGUAUUGCAAAUAUCGGUAGUAAGGAUAUGGCUGAAGCUUUCAAUCGAGAUAUCCCAAAACUUCUUGUGUCUGGAGAUACGAUGGACGUCGUAAAGCAAAGUGCUGCUCUGUGCCUUUUACGACUUUUGCGAACCGCACCGGAUGUUAUUUCUGAUGGUGAAUGGACUUCUCGCAUAAUCCAUUUGUUAAAUGAUCAACAUUUAGGAGUAGUCACUGCAGCGGCAUCUUUAAUUGACGCUCUUGUUAAACGGAAUCCUGACGAAUAUAAAGGUUGUGUCAGUUUAGCGGUUUCUCGUCUGAGUAGAAUUGUCACAUCAAGUUACACUGACCUUCAAGAUUAUACAUAUUACUUUGUUCCUGCUCCUUGGUUAUCAGUUAAAUUAUUGAAACUUUUACAAAAUUACAAUCCUCCAGCUGAAGAUCCUGGUGUGAGAGGAAGAUUGAACGAAUGUCUCGAGACAAUAUUGAACAAGAUUCAAGAGCCACCAAAGUCAAAGAAAGUCCAGCAUUCCAACGCAAAGAACGCAGUACUAUUUGAAGCGAUCAGUUUAAUCAUUCAUAAUGACAGUGAGCCGAAUUUAUUAGUGCGAGCUUGCAAUCAACUUGGUCAGUUCCUCUCGAAUCGUGAGACUAAUCUACGUUACCUAGCUCUUGAGUCAAUGUGCCAUUUGGCGAAAUCUGAAUUCUCACACGAAGCUGUCAAAAAGCAUCAGGAGGUUGUCAUUCUCUCAAUGAAGAUGGAGAAAGAUGUCUCUGUUAGACAACAAGCUGUAGAUCUACUUUACGCAAUGUGCGACAAAGGCAAUGCUGAAGAAAUUGUCCAAGAAAUGUUAAACUACCUCGAGACUGCUGAUUACUCGAUUAGGGAAGAGAUGGUGUUGAAAGUUGCUAUUUUGGCUGAAAAAUACGCAACAGAUUACACUUGGUAUGUAGACGUUAUUCUCAAUCUCAUUAGGAUAGCUGGUGAUUACGUGUCUGAAGAAGUUUGGUAUCGUGUCAUCCAAAUCGUGAUCAACCGAGAUGAUGUGCAGGGUUAUGCAGCAAAAACUGUAUUUGAGGCUUUGCAAGCUCCAGCUUGUCACGAAAACAUGGUUAAAGUAGGUGGCUACAUUCUUGGCGAAUUUGGCAAUCUUAUUGCCGGUGACUCGCGUUCUUCACCCUUGGUGCAGUUCCAGCUCUUACAUUCCAAAUAUCACUUAUGCUCUCCUAUGACGCGAGCACUACUCUUAUCAACGUACAUCAAAUUUGUCAAUCUUUUCCCGGAAAUAAGAGGACAAAUACAAGACGUAUUCAAACAGGAUAGUAAUUUGAAAAGUGCUGACGCUGAAUUACAGCAGCGAGCAUCUGAGUACUUACAACUCAGUAUCAUUGCAUCUUCAGAUGUUCUUGCGACUGUACUCGAAGAGAUGCCGGCAUUUCCUGAAAGAGAAUCUUCAAUUCUGGCAGUAUUAAAGAAAAAGAAGCCUGGCCGUGUUCCGGAAAACGAAAUUCGCGAAAACAAGAGUCCAGCGCCAAACACCAAUCAUCACGAUACUUCAUCGGUUACAGUUACUGCUGCUGCUGUUAACAAUUCGUCAGCUGACUUGCUGGGUCUUUCGACGCCACCAUCCUCUCAACCAGCUGGCAACACAGGUGUAUUAUUCGACGUUCUUGGAGAUAUUUACAAUAUGCCUAACAAAGGAGCUGCCAAUGGCACUCAAGCCACUUACAAUGCCAAAAAAUUUGUAUGCAAAAACAAUGGCGUACUUUUCGAAAACGAUCUUAUUCAGAUUGGCGUAAAAUCGGAAUUCAGACAAAAUCUUGGACGUAUUGGUUUGUUUUAUGGAAAUAAAACACAGCAGGCUCUCUUAAAUUUUCAACCACAAAUAUCUUGGUCUGAUGAAAAUCAAGCAAAGUUGGCUGUACAGGUUAAACCUGUAGACUCUGUUUUAGAAGCAGGUGCUCAAAUUCAGCAGCUGAUAAAUGCUGAGUGUAUUGAUGAUUAUACAGAUGCCCCUAGUAUGAUAAUUUCGUUUGUUUAUAACAACUUACCUCAAAAGAUAACGAUGAAGUUACCACUAAUGAUAAAUAAAUUCUUCGAGCCAACGGAAAUGAAUGGGGAAUCAUUCUUCGCUAGGUGGAAGAAUCUUGGAGGAAUUAAUCAACAACGAUCACAAAAAAUAUUCAAAGCUGUGCAACCAAUGGACUUGGCACAAGUCCGCACAAAAUUGCAAGGCUUUGGUAUGCAACUUUUAGAUGGUAUAGACCCUAAUCCCGACAAUUUUGUUUGCGCUGGCAUUAUUCAUAUGAGGCAACAGCAAGUUGGUUGUUUGCUGCGUUUGGAACCAAACAAACAAGCUCAGAUGUUCCGUCUUACUGUACGAUCGAGUAAAGAAUCUAUAUCUGUAGAGAUUUGUGACCUGCUGGUGGACCAAUUUUAAUCGGCCUAGCAGGUGCACGUAUCAGCUCCAACUUAUUUUUUACACCUAAUAUAAAAUGAUCUUUGCGGUUAUAAGAAAAAAAUGAAAUGGAAUAUCGUUUGAUGGUAGUGCAACGAAAAGUCGCUCUAUUAAGUGUUAUUUAAUUGAAACUUCAAAGCGGAAACAAAAGUACACAUAUAAUCCCAUCUAAGCUUUCAGCCAGAGUUGCGCUGCAUAGAGGAAUGAAGAGCCUUUUCUCGUAUGUAGAUUAAUUAUGUGAGAAUCAUUUGUUACCGCAUAAGACAAAGUAAAGAAGACUAUAUUUAUCGUGUUGAGAUGAAGUCAAAGAUGAGAUUAAUUUGCAAAAGUCGACCAGACAGUUGGACAGUAUUAGUCCGUAAGCACUUAUAAUGCAGUGUUAAUGAGGUCAGUUCAUGGUAAUGUAAUUAGUUCGCCUUACCUCAUUUUUUAUUUACUUCUUUUUGCAAUUAUCUCAAGCAGAUUGAAAAAAUAACAGAAUAAGACUUCAAAAAAUAUCCGUGCACAUGGAGAAUAUAAAUUAUAUUUAAAUUGUCCUAUUAAUUAUUUUAUAUAAUUUUUUUUAUAUUAAGAUAUUAUUCAAUUGGAUAAUCGAAAGAACAAAGUGCAAAGUAAGAUGCGGGGACUCGCGAGAGCGGUGUAUAACAACGCUGGUGUACGAGAAAAUUGUAAAAUUAUUCUUUUUUUGUUAGAAUUGUAAAUAAGCGCUUGUUCGUUGUUACUUUUACGUCGACUUUUUUUUAAUGGUCUGUAAGUCAUGUGUAUCAAAGUAUAGAUGCUGACCUGACGGUGUUAAUUCUGAGUUGUACAUUUUCAAAAAAUAACAUUAAGUAAAUUUAAUGUUAGCCUAGUAAGUUUAUGUCUGUCCAAUACUCUGUUUUUUCGUUUGAAUUUUUACUUCUGAUUUAAAAUUCGUUUAUUUUUGUAAAGAAAAUAAUAACCAGUAGUUUUCCCAAACACUUCUUGCGAGUAUCGAUUUUUUUUAACCAUCAAAAUUUAUCAUCAAAAGCUGAGUAAUUCAAUGACUCGACAUUUACAAAAGAAUCUCAAUAUUAUUGUAUAUGUUCUUAUAAUGAAAAAUUAAAAUAAGUUUGAUGUCGAUCUGGAGGACUCGGCAAAUAAUUUUAGGACACGAAAUGCAAUCAUUGGACACAAUAUUUCAACUCUUAAAUCUACAUGAAUAAGUAAAUAUUAUUAUUAUUAUUAUUAUUAUUAUUAUUAUUAUUAUUAUAUAAAUCUUUUAAUAAAGUUAAGCGAGACACUUUGUUUUUUCUCUCGGUGCAUUAAAAUCGAUUUUCGCAAGCGUAAAUGAUCUUUUAUUAUAAACUUCAAAAAGAUAUUACCAAUAAAGAAAAAUGAAAAAAAGAAAAACUUUGAACCAUAAAUCAAGAACAUGAAAAAUAAAUGAGAAAAUGACGAUACCUGUACAAAGAUUUGAAAAAGAAAAUGAUAAGAGAUGUUGGUGGAAUCGUGCAGAUUAAGCGUUGUAAUUAAAAAGAUGUGUAACCAACGUAUACAUAUAUAUACACAACUGCAUACAGAUAUUGUAUGUUCGCAUAUAAAUAUUAUAUAUAAAAAAUAUACAUAAAGUGGACUAUUGUUAAAUUAUGCGCCGCGAAGUUUAUUCUGGUAAUAGUAGAUAUUAUUACAUCUCCUCACCCAUUUACCUACAUUACCAAUCCAUAAUUAUUCACUCAUAUCUGGUACCCGUCAUUUUCAACGUCGCUGUAUGGACAUUAGUUUUAAUUGAAAUAAUUACUCUCGUCAUCUACGUUUGUUACAAAUACACUAUUAAAUAAUAGUGAUGACGGGAGUCUUGUUUCUUAUAUAGCUGAUACCAUGCAAAUUAUAAUCAAAUUUUUUUACUGUUUCCUUGUUUAUUUAUGUCAUUUAUUUGUUAACGACAAUUCGAGAUUUAUCAAUUUUUUUUAAUCAAUAAACCAUUUAAUUGAAUAUAUGAUAAGAGUUCAAUUUUUCCAUUGUUAUUUUAUCGUAUAUGAGAGAUAAUUUUUAAGAGAUAUUGUAAAAAUUAGAUGAACUGUAUGUACUAUAUCUGUAGAUCAGAUUUAGUAUGAAAUUGUAAUUUGUAUUAUUGUAGAUAAUUACGGUUUAGGAAAUAUUUAAACUACAAGUACUCAAGUAUAAUCAAU